GCAAGCAUAUAAUCAAGACUUGCUUGCGUUCGCGGAACAAACGAACGAACACAAAAAUUGGGUAUCUAGGCAGGCACACACAUAUAGAGACAUCAUCUCUGCAAAGGCAGCCAGGAGAGGCGAUCAAACUAGCUCCACCUGUGCUCAGUUCGUGGCCUACCUCUAUGGACACUGAAGCACAAUGGCAUGGAGCUCCAAACUGCUCCAGUCUUGCGCUGCAUCGUGGCGAGGAAAUGCUAAAUCAAACGAUGUUGAUGCAAGUAAAAGUGCUCAACGUCUUCAAUGUCAUCUUUGUCGGAAUUCUAGUUGGAAUUGGCACUUACAUGCCUCACUACCGUCACAGACCUGUUAUUCGCUUCUUUUUUCUGGGAGCCGCUGCCUUGUUACUGCCAAGCAUCUCCUAUGUCGUCUCCAAUGGCUCCACAAAUGCAUCCACCCAUACAGAUCUGAGCAGAAUUUUUCAACUGACAGAUGGUAGCUACGAAAACCUCUCGCUCAGCUGCAUCUCAGAUAUGCACUUGCUCCUAACCCUAUUAUGGGUAGGCCUUGCUCAAAUUAUUGCGAUCAAUACCAGUACAAUAGUAGCUGCUGAUGAUAGAGAAGGUCGAAACAAUGGUCUCCCUGUGCAACUACUUGCGCAAGCAAUGUGGACCUCGUACCUUGCGCUCUACCAGUAUGAUCCGUUUCGCAGCUUACCACCUAUCUUUGCUCUUUUCUUUGCAAAAAUGGUGCUUAAACAUUUUGCAUUUUGGAUGGCCCGACGUUCUUUGGCUCAUGGACGCAACCCUCGCCUUAUUGUUGGAUACAUGAUGCAGUUACAUGAGAAAAUACAGCAUGCUGAACCAAUAGUUGAACUACAGGUAGCAAUAACAAGUGAGCAAUUGCAAGAGGAAAGACAACAAGUUGAACAAAAGCUAGAGACAACAUCUGAGCAAUCACAAGAGGAAACCCAGCAUGGUGUACCAGCAGUUGAUAAACACAGAGCUAUUUUAUCUUCGGAAAAAAAAACACAGAGCUAUUUUAUGCAAUCAAGAGGGAAGCCAGCAAGAUGAGCAAUUCCAAUUGCUUCCUCCGC
Brachypodium distachyon (stiff brome) is the source of this 1075-nucleotide messenger RNA. RefSeq lists its product as uncharacterized. The coding region runs from base 165 to 1052 and encodes 295 amino acids. Lineage: Eukaryota; Viridiplantae; Streptophyta; Magnoliopsida; Poales; Poaceae. The transcript has 2 exons. The record is from RefSeq and is a predicted model, not a curated record.